AUGCCAUCCUCAGUCAUGAUCGAGCCUACCGUCGUGCGUGAUCUGCACGAUGACGAGAAGCUCGUCUUGGAUGAUUUUGAGAGCCACAUUUCCCGCUGCACCCCCUGUGCCCUUGCCAUCGAAACCCACGAGAACUAUCACUGCGAGCGUGGCUAUCUCCUCGCCCUCGACGUGAGCAAAUACCUAUACAGUGAGGGCGGAAAGCAGUUCGCAGCAGUGGACAGAGAAAACGGCAAGCCCCGACGAGUCAAGCUACCCCGAGACUCGAGUGCAACCCGCAGCCUCCUCGACUCCAUCGAGAAGGGAAUGCGUAUCCAAUCUCCUCGUCGGGGUCGUGCUCCUGCCGUCCGUCCUCCCAGCUCUACUAGCCCCAGCAGACGGCCCAUCAUCGAGCAAUCUCUGCCUCGGUCUCACACUCCGGAGUCUCAAUCUCCUCCCCUUCAGAUCAUUGAGCGCUCGCCUUCCCUCAGCAAGCGUCAUGUCAUUGUCUACCCUCGUUCUUCUCGCCAGUCUUCUCGAUCGUCGAACACUUCCAGUCGCAGCCCAUCCAACCGUGGCUCGCUUUAUGUUCCUGAUCACCUGGAUCGUGAAGAGCGACGCUACGACUCCCGCGGUCACCGUUACCACCGCUGA
This is a messenger RNA of Penicillium pulvis, 633 nucleotides long. RefSeq lists its product as uncharacterized. The record is from RefSeq and is a predicted model, not a curated record. The transcript has a single exon. Lineage: Eukaryota; Fungi; Ascomycota; Eurotiomycetes; Eurotiales; Aspergillaceae. The coding region runs from base 1 to 633 and encodes 210 amino acids.